GGCUCCCGAUCGUGGGGAGCAUGGCAGCGUCUUCGGGUGCGGAGAAGGACAAGGAGCGGCCGGGCGGCAGCUCCGCCGCAGUCGGCGGUAACAGCACACGCGAGCGGCUCUUGUCUGCGCUGGAGGAUCUGGAGGUCUUAUCGAGGGAACUUAUAGAAAUGCUGGCUAUUUCAAGAAACCAGAAGCUAUUACAGCCUGGAGAGGAAAACCAGAUCCUGGAGUUGUUAAUUCACAGAGAUGGGGAAUUUCAAGAACUAAUGAAAUUGGCACUUAAUCAGGGAAAAAUCCAUCACGAAAUGCAAGUUUUAGAGAAAGAAGUCGAGAAGAGAGACAACGAUAUUCAGCAACUACAGAAACAGCUAAAGGAGGCAGAGCAGAUACUAGCAACAGCUGUUUACCAAGCGAAAGAAAAACUCAAAUCAAUAGAAAAGGCGAGAAAAGGUGCUAUCUCAUCUGAAGAAAUCAUUAAAUAUGCACAUAGGAUUAGUGCAAGUAAUGCAGUGUGUGCCCCACUGACCUGGGUUCCAGGGGACCCACGGAGACCAUACCCGACAGAUUUAGAGAUGAGAAGUGGAUUGCUGGGCCAGAUGAACAACCCUUCCACGAAUGGUGUGAAUGGACAUUUACCAGGAGAUGCCCUGGCGGCAGGCAGAUUGCCAGACGUCCUUGCUCCUCAGUACCCCUGGCAGUCCAGUGAGCUGUCCAUGAAUAUGCCGCCGCCAAACCACAGCACUGAUUUCUUGUUGGAACCGCCUGGGCACAAUAAAGAAAAUGAAGAUGACGUCGAGGUCAUGUCAACAGACUCCUCAAGCAGUAGUAGUGAUUCUGAUUAAAAUUAACAUAAAAGACAAACAUUGCACAGAAAUAAAUUCUGUGGAACUGUUCCUUAAAUAGCAGAGGGCUAUCAGCUGUAAACCGCUAGGGAUAGCCAGUUAAUGGCUACUGGGAAGUCUUACAACCUACUAAGAUCAUAGGGGACUUUGUGGUGUUUUUCUAAGUGAAAAUCUUAAUCCAGGUAAGCACUGGUGAGGAGUAAUCAGCAUUUCCUAUUGAGGGAACAGCACAUCUACUCGGGUCACUGCUUGCUUCCCCUGCUCCGUGCCAGGUGUGCUGGCAGCACUGCGCGCAGACUUGAGGAAAUGGUUUCUUGUACAUAGUCAACAUGGAACUCUAGAAAGGCAUUAAAACACAGCAGUGAUGACAAUGUCAGAUAAAAACCUUUCUUUGAAAGUGAAGGCUUAUUUAUUUGCUUUUGUUUCAGGAAAAUUGUCCUGGUGUUUCUGUUUGUAAUUGUAAUUUUGUAAAUAACUUUUGUUAAAUAUACCUUCAUGUAAGGAAAUAAUUUCUGUAAAUCUAGUUACAUUUUAUACAUACUGAAGCAGAAUUCUAGACUGGGAAUAAACAUGAUGAAAGAAA
This is a messenger RNA of Echinops telfairi (small Madagascar hedgehog), 1416 nucleotides long. It is a transcript of the gene MED4, whose product is annotated as mediator complex subunit 4. Gene Ontology annotation, cellular component: core mediator complex; mediator complex. Lineage: Eukaryota; Metazoa; Chordata; Mammalia; Afrosoricida; Tenrecidae. Gene Ontology annotation, molecular function: transcription coregulator activity. Bases 21 to 833 code for a protein of 270 amino acids. The transcript is spliced from 7 exons. Gene Ontology annotation, biological process: regulation of transcription by RNA polymerase II. The record is from RefSeq and is a predicted model, not a curated record.